This is a messenger RNA of Bicyclus anynana (squinting bush brown), 1697 nucleotides long. RefSeq lists its product as uncharacterized. The coding region runs from base 334 to 1503 and encodes 389 amino acids. NCBI's taxonomy places the organism in Eukaryota, Metazoa, Arthropoda, Insecta, Lepidoptera, Nymphalidae. The transcript has a single exon. The record is from RefSeq and is a predicted model, not a curated record.
GAAUGAACAAUAUAUAAAUUUUAAUUGUGUAUAACUAUUUACGUUAUGAUAUUCAAUCCUGUCCAUUGUUUUGUCACGAUGAGUCACUUCUUCAACGCCCACACUUGUUCACAUUACGCAUGCGUCGGUGCACGACCGCUAUUCGAAUCUUGACUCCGGAGUUUUUUUUUAAAAAUUUCAUCAUAAUAUUCCGUGUCAUUGAAUGUAGUUUGAGAAGAUUUGACUAAUAUGCAUACAUUUUUGAAAUAAGCUCGUAUUAUUUUCUUACUUAUACUAAGUACUUAUUGUCAUCCAAUUUCAAGGUGGUCGUGCCUCGGAUUUGGUUGUUAAAUAAUGUCUCUUAUAAUUGAAACGUUAAUAUUACUCGCGUUAAUAACUCACUCUAUGAAUAUUGAUGUAGAUUAUUUUAUUGAUCAAGAUGAUACGUCGGAUACGCCGCACGCUGUAACUAAUUCAUCGGAUGCUCGUAGAACAUUGGAAAACCACCAUUUAACUAAAGCCAAUGUCUCUAGCAGUAAAAGUUUGUUUAAUGAUUUAAAAAAAGCUGACGAUGAGGUGGAAGAUGAAAUGAUAUUAUCGUAUAACGUUGCACCACACCUUGGAUUAACAGUUGCAGCAAAAGAAAAAAUUAAAUUAUCAGUAGGCGGCAAUCAUACAAAUCUUUUAACAACAAAAUGUAAACAAAUUUCUACCCAGUCUACUUUGUCGUUAAAUUUAAACUCAUUUGAUGAAUAUGAUUACAAAUACAGCAAUGAUACAGAUGAAAUUGGUUCACUACUAUUACGACAACAAAUUGUAGAAGAAAAGUUGGCAAGUCCUCCAAACAAAACUGAAACUGACACUCCGUUCGGAAAAUUUUAUAAUUUGGAACCUGCCGUAAAUCAAGACAUCAAUAUUAUUUAUAACAGACAAACAUUUAAUAACACUUGGUAUGUUCCACAAGAUUUUCCGUGUUGGGAAUUGCCUAUCUUGUAUGGAGAAUUAGGAUCGAAAAAGAAAAAGGAAAACAUUUUUCUCAUUCAUGGGGGAAAUUUGGUUAACGUAAAAGAAACCACGAUUGAAAAACUAACUAACUAUAAACCAGUGGAACCGCCGAUAUCGCGUGUUGUUAAUAAAUGGUGUGAAGUUGAACCAUGUUACGGCGACCAUACCCUUUGUUUAUUUCCGAAGAUAGUUAUCUCAAAUAUAUGCGAUAAGGAGUACAAAGUGCACGUGCCAAGUAUUUUAGACCAAGCUGCAGUAGUAAACACAAUUAAUACUAUGCGAAAUCAUAUCGCAAAUGGCGUAUCAAAGAGGUACUCCCAUCUACCUUCUGCUGCAAACAUGAAACAAAUAACAUAUGAUUAUGAUUUAGAAGAAAUGGCUCAAGCGUGGUUACGCCAAUGCCUGCCAGGUUCAGCUCCGUGUUCGGCUCUCGAUGAAAAUUUAGUAGCUCACUUAGAGUGUACUAAAUACGCAAAAUACUGUUGUCCGAAAAAUUCAAAGAGUUUUUUUAAAUGGUAAUUUGAGGUCAUAUAUUCUCGACUUCUUGAUUUCAUUAGAUUUUUCAUCACAUUAAAUUCUAUUUUCUUUCUUUCUCAGUACACCCCGGCCUGAAUGCUACGUAUAUCCAAUUAUUGGUUGCAUCCACAUUUGGUUUUCUAGUGCAGGAAAACAUUUAACUGAGCGAGAUGUUCGAUGUGGUCGAAGUACGGUAU